AUGAUUCUGAGAGUGGAGGUUCAGUGUCCCCCUGCGAGUCCAAUUGGAUCAGUGAAACUCCAUUGGAACAACUUGGUGACCCACCUGUCCGUCAUGAAUGCCAACCAACAGGCGGUUCUGCUCAUCCUGGGGCCGAGCUUACAGACCAGCAUUUUUGGAAACGCCACCUUCGAGAUUAAGUCUCUGGAUGAGCAGCACGUUGUUGGCGUAAUUCGUAUGGCGAGCGGUUAUAGUAACAUCUCGUUCCCGCUGGAUCUGGAGGUGACGUUAAAAGCUGUUCUCUUGGGUGCCGCCAUGUACCUGGUGAGUGUGCCGAUAUCAUUACCCACAUGA
This is a messenger RNA of Nanorana parkeri, 333 nucleotides long. RefSeq names its product phospholipid scramblase 1-like. Gene Ontology annotation, biological process: plasma membrane phospholipid scrambling. Gene Ontology annotation, molecular function: phospholipid scramblase activity. Lineage: Eukaryota; Metazoa; Chordata; Amphibia; Anura; Dicroglossidae. Bases 1 to 333 code for a protein of 110 amino acids. Gene Ontology annotation, cellular component: plasma membrane. The transcript is spliced from 3 exons. The record is from RefSeq and is a predicted model, not a curated record.